AUGUCACGAUUCUUGUUUUAUCCGCAUGCCCGGGAUGUUAUACAAAGGCUUCCAGAAUUUUAUAAAAAAAAUUAUCUGAAAAGGUUUACGCCAAUUACCAAUGUUUCAUACUUUGAGGAUGAUGGGGAACCCUAUACUAGAGCGUCUAAUAAUGCUUUAUAUCCGAAGGAACAUUUUGAUGUACCACCUAAAGUGAUCUUUCCUGAAGAAUCACAGAGAGCCCUUUGGGGUGGUGAAGGAAUUGUUACAGGGUUUAUUGAAGUUAAACGAACAGGCACGAGAGUUCCAAAGACAUGGGGACCGGAAUUACGUCAGCACCUCUUUCAUAGUGAGGUGCUUGAACGAUGGAUGAUGAUUAUUGUCUCUCUGACAGCCCUAAAGCAGAUCGAAAGAAUGAAGGGUCUCGAUUUUUAUUUAUUAAAGACUCCAGAAAAUGAAAUCAACAGUCGUCUCGGUUUGCACAUCAAACGCGAAAUCCUAAUGAAGUUGGUGGAUCCCGAAUUUCAGCGAUCGAAGCCUGAUAUCGCUGCGAAAUAUGCGAAUUUUGUUAUCCCCCGGGAAGAAGCGGAAUGGGUUGGUUUGACCUUAGAUGAAGCUAUUAAAAAGCAAAUGAAAAUCGAAUACGAAAAGCAACGGUUGGAGGCUUCAGUUCCAAAGAAGAUUACUUUAUCAAAAACUCUUAUUGAGAGACUUGAAUCUGGUGGUAAGCUACAUUUGAUCCCACUGCUACUGUCAAAAUAUUCGAUUUAA
Molecule: messenger RNA, 750 nt
Organism: Rodentolepis nana
Lineage: Eukaryota; Metazoa; Platyhelminthes; Cestoda; Cyclophyllidea; Hymenolepididae
Source: the annotation of a GenBank genome assembly